Sphaerodactylus townsendi is the source of this 1283-nucleotide messenger RNA. RefSeq names its product queuine tRNA-ribosyltransferase catalytic subunit 1 (gene QTRT1). Gene Ontology annotation, molecular function: tRNA-guanosine(34) queuine transglycosylase activity. The record is from RefSeq and is a predicted model, not a curated record. The transcript has 11 exons. Lineage: Eukaryota; Metazoa; Chordata; Lepidosauria; Squamata; Sphaerodactylidae. Gene Ontology annotation, cellular component: cytosol. The coding region runs from base 41 to 1219 and encodes 392 amino acids.
UCCUCCUUGCGGGAGCGGAAGUCCCGCCCCCGUAGUUGCCAUGGCGGCGCUGUCGCUGCGCGUGGUGGCCGAGUGCCGGCACAGCCGGGCCCGCGCCUGUGAGCUGCGGCUCCCGCACGGCGCCGUGGACUGCCCGGUCUUCAUGCCGGUGGGCACGCAGGGCGCCCUCAAGGGCCUCACCGCCGCCCAGCUGGCCGCCCUCGGGUGCCGCCUCUGCCUGGGCAACACCUACCAUCUGGGCAUGCGCCCCGGUCCGGAGCUCAUCGGGACGGGGGGCGGCCUGCACGGCUUCAUGCGCUGGCCCUGGAACCUGCUGACGGACAGUGGAGGGUUCCAGAUGGUGUCUCUGGUAGAUCUCUCUGAGGUGACAGAGGAUGGAGUACUCUUCCGUUCUCCCUAUGAUGGCAAGGAGAUCCUGCUGACUCCAGAGAAGUCCAUUGAGAUACAAAAUGCUCUCGGCUCAGACAUCAUGAUGCAGCUGGACGACGUGGUCAGCAGCACAGUGAGCGGCCCCCGUGUGGAGGAAGCCAUGCUCAGGUCCAUUCGCUGGCUGGACAGAUGCAUCGCCGCGCACAGGACCCCCGGCCGGCAGCAGAAUCUCUUUGCCAUUAUCCAAGGCGGGCUGGAUCCUGCUCUCCGGACCAAGUGCCUGGAAGAAAUGACCAGACGGGAAGUGCCCGGCUUUGCCAUCGGGGGUCUGAGUGGAGGAGAAGCCAAGGACCACUUCUGGAGGAUGGUGGCCCUCAGCACGAGUCGUCUUCCCAAGGACAAGCCUCGCUAUCUGAUGGGAGUGGGGUAUGCCACGGACCUGGUGGUAUGCGUGGCCCUGGGCUGUGACAUGUUUGACUGCGUCUUCCCCACCAGGACUGCACGUUUUGGUUCAGCCUUGAUUCCCUCCGGCUCCCUGCAGCUGAAGAACAAACCAUACGCCAAAGACUUGAAGCCCAUCGACGAGAACUGUGGCUGUCCCACCUGCCAGAGAUACAGCCGCGCUUUCUUGCAUGCUCUCUUCCGCCACGACACAGCCGCCAUGCACCAUGUGACAGUUCACAAUAUCGCCUAUCAGUUGAACUUGAUGCGUUCGAUUCGGGAGAGUAUCGUUGAGCAGAGGUUCCCACAGUUUGUCCAGGAUUUCAUGAAGACCAUGUAUGGCAACAGAGAGCGCUCUCCCCGGUGGGCCACAGAAGCUCUGGCAUCCGUUGGCAUCGCUCUGGACUAAGAGGAAGAAUUUGGAUUUGUAUCCCCCCUUUCUCUCCUGUACGAGACUCAAAGGGGUUUAUAAU